AUGAAGACAACUCAACUUUUGACGGUAGCCGUUGCUGCCUUGGGGUUUGCCUCGUCAACUGUUGCCCAGCGCGGUGGUAAUCGAGGCGGUGGGAACAACAACAACAAAGGUGGCGCUGCCGCUGCAUCAGCUACCACUGCCGCUGCUGCCACCGCAUCAAAGGGUGCGGCCACCGGGAACAACAACAAUGGCGGCACUAGCAACACCAACACCGGCGGUGCCGGUGGAAACAACGGUCUUGCCCUGCUGGCUGCCAAUGUUCAGAAAGCCAGCAACUCCCCUGGUGGCUCGGGUGACGCUGGUCAAGCGCCUUCGGACACUGACCCGGCGAACUUCAUCAAUUUCUGUACUGGCAAGACUCUUACCAACGGUGCUCAAGUCACGCAGGGAUCCUGCAAUGGUAUCGUUAUGGGUGACAUCCCGUCAAACAACAACAUGGUUUCAUCCAUAAUCCUGUUCCCUGGCCCGGGAGAUGAUAUAACCCCCAACCAAUCCUUCAACGUCCAAGUACAGAUCAGCAACCUUGAAGCCGGUUCAUUUACUGAUCCAACCGCCACCUAUUAUGCGGCACCCCAAGCACUGAAAAACGGCAACGUCGUUGGUCAUUGCCACGUUACUAUCCAGGAUUUGGGCGGCAACAUUGCCACCAAGACCCCUCCUGACCCAAAGAAGUUUGCCUUCUUCAAGGGUAUCAACGACGACGGCAAUGGUAACGGUCUCCUCCAGGCUACCGUCACCAAUGGUCUCCCGGCUGGUGUUUACCGCGUCUGCACUAUGAACAGUGCUUCUAACCAUCAACCUGUGCUCAUGCCUGUUGCUCAACGUGGUGCUCAAGAUGAUUGCACGAAGUUUACCGUCGGCCAAGGCACCGGCAAUGCAGGCAAUACCGGAAAUGCCGCUGGCAACACCGCAGGCAAGGGCGGCAAUACGGGUAACACGGGCAACACUGGAAAUGCUGGCAAUGGCAACAAAGGUACUGGUGCCGCCGCCGCCUCCUCUUCUGCUGCCGCUUCUGCCACCACCUCCGCCACCGGAUCAACUGCUACAAAUGCCACUGGAAAGACCGGUACUGGAAAGGCAACUACUGGUGCUGGAACUGGUGCAGGAGCAGGCAACACCGGUGGCAACACUGGCAACACCGGUGCUGGUCGCGGUGGACAAGGCGGACAAGGUGGUCAAGGUGGCCGAGGAGGAGCUGGUGGUGCCGGUGGUGCCGGUGGCAGAUUCGGACGAGGAAGAGGAAGAUUUGCUGCACGCGACUUCAUUGCAUAA
Exophiala dermatitidis NIH/UT8656 is the source of this 1272-nucleotide messenger RNA. RefSeq lists its product as uncharacterized. The record is from RefSeq and is a predicted model, not a curated record. The coding region runs from base 1 to 1272 and encodes 423 amino acids. NCBI's taxonomy places the organism in Eukaryota, Fungi, Ascomycota, Eurotiomycetes, Chaetothyriales, Herpotrichiellaceae. The transcript is spliced from 3 exons.